AUGAAAGAGAAAGAUAUACAGAUGGUUAUAUCCCAAUACCUAGAGAAGAAAAAUGAUUGCGUAGAUAUGUAUUUUGAGUACGAUGUGAACGAGAAAGACCAAUUAGCUCGGGUGUUUUGGGCGGAUAUGCGGGCAAGAAUGCACUAUGGGGCUUUUGGAGAUGUGGUUUCAUUCGAUGCAACAUACAAAACUAACAGGUACAAUCUCGUGUUCGUCCCAUUCACAGGUAUAGACAACCAUAAGAGAUGCGUGACAUUUGCUGCGGGACUAAUUGAUAAAGAGGACGUGGAAUCGUAUAGUUGGAUCCUUAGAAACUUCAAGAAUGCUAUGGGAAGUACACCACCUAUCGUAAUAACUUAUCAAGAUCCAGCUUUGAAGGUUGCGAUUGAAACGGAAUUCCAGGGGACUCGCCACCGUUACUGUAUGUGGCAUAUUAUGACUAAGGUUGGUGAUAAAGUUGGUAAUACAUUAGCGAAGAACGAGGAGUUCCGGCAUGCGUUGAAUGCCGUUGUGUGGAACGAGGAAGCAACAACCAUAGGAUUCGAGAGCACGUGGCAUGAAGUUAUUCAGAAGUAUGGCCUACUAAAGAAUCGUUGGUUGAAACGUAUGUAUGAUGAGCGUGCGUCAUGGGUGCCUCCGUUUUUUGAAGAUGUGUUUAUGGGGGGCCUAUUGCGUACGACUUCACGUUCAGAAGCUGAGUACAGAAUUUUUCAGAGUAAUACUAAUAAGCAUUUAUGUCUUGUUGAAUUCUUCAAACGUUUUGAAAGUGCAGUUCGGAAACAACGCGACAAGCAUCUGGAACUUAGCGCAGCUUGCAACGGGCAAACACCGCCUCUCAAGACCCUCUUGCGCAUAGAGCGAGAAGCAGCAACGGUGUACACAUUGCCUGUUUUCUCUGAUGUACAAAAAUAA
Ipomoea nil (Japanese morning glory) is the source of this 912-nucleotide messenger RNA. Its product is annotated as protein FAR1-RELATED SEQUENCE 5-like. The record is from RefSeq and is a predicted model, not a curated record. Bases 1 to 912 code for a protein of 303 amino acids. Gene Ontology annotation, biological process: regulation of DNA-templated transcription. The transcript is spliced from 2 exons. Lineage: Eukaryota; Viridiplantae; Streptophyta; Magnoliopsida; Solanales; Convolvulaceae.